Messenger RNA from Anolis carolinensis (green anole), 4344 nucleotides. RefSeq names its product alanine aminotransferase 1. NCBI's taxonomy places the organism in Eukaryota, Metazoa, Chordata, Lepidosauria, Squamata, Anolidae. The transcript has 12 exons. Gene Ontology annotation, molecular function: L-alanine:2-oxoglutarate transaminase activity; pyridoxal phosphate binding. Gene Ontology annotation, biological process: biosynthetic process. The record is from RefSeq and is a predicted model, not a curated record. The coding region runs from base 160 to 1674 and encodes 504 amino acids.
GCCCAAGGAAUUCUACUUUGUCCCAUGAGGAUGCACCGCAUUCUGGUGGCUCAUUCAGCCUCCAACAUGGCAUGAGGUUGCCAUCGGGAAAGGAAAGUGGCCUUUUGGCCACCUGGGCAUGAAACACCAGGUGUGUGCCAACAGGCCAGCCGGGCGAGGAUGGCGGCAAACGGUCUGCCCCGCCAGAGGGACAGGGUCCUGACCCUGGAAUCCAUGAACCCCUGCGUCAAGAGGGUGGAGUACGCCGUCCGGGGGCCCAUCGUCACCCGCGCCGUCCAGCUGGAGAAGGAGCUGCAGCAGGGGGUAAAGAAGCCCUUCUCGGAGGUCAUCCGGGCCAACAUCGGGGAUGCCCAAGCCAUGGGGCAGAAGCCCAUCACCUUCUUCCGACAGGUCAGCGCCCUCUGCAUGUACCCCGACCUCUUGAAGGACCCCAACUUCCCCGAGGAUGCCAAGGAGAAAGCACGGAGGUUGCUGGCCGCGUGUGGCGGGCGCAGCAUCGGGGCCUACAGUGCCAGCCCGGGCAUUGAGCUCAUCCGCCAAGACGUGGCCCGCUUCAUCGAACGCCGCGACGGGGGCAUUCCUUGCAACCCAGAAAACAUCUUCCUUUCUACCGGCGCCAGUGAUGCCAUUGUGACGAUCCUGAAGCUGCUGGUUUCCGGAGAGGGCCGCUCGCGCACGGGGGUCCUGAUCCCCAUCCCGCAGUACCCGCUCUACUCGGCCGCCCUGGCGGAGCUCAACGCCGUGCAGGUCAACUACUACCUGGACGAGGAGAAGAGCUGGGCUCUGGACGUGGGGGAGCUGCGGAGGGCCCUGCGCCAGGCCCAGGAGCACUGCCGCCCAAAGGUCCUCUGCAUCAUCAACCCCGGGAACCCCACCGGACAGGUCCAAAGCCGGAAGUGCAUCGAAGACGUCAUCCACUUCGCAUGGGAGGAGCACCUCUUCCUCAUGGCCGAUGAAGUCUACCAGGACAACGUCUACGCGGAGGGCUCCCAGUUCCACUCCUUCAAGAAGGUGCUCUUUGAGAUGGGGCCCAAGUAUUCCGACAGCCUGGAGCUGGCCUCCUUCCACUCCAUCUCCAAGGGCUUCAUGGGCGAGUGCGGCUUCCGCGGGGGUUACAUGGAGAUCAUCAACAUGGACCCCGCUGUCCAGCAGCAGCUGACCAAGCUGGUCUCAGUCCGGCUGUGUCCCCCCGUGACCGGGCAGAUCCUGCUUGACGUGGUGGUCAACCAGCCCCAGCAGGGAGACCCUUCCUACCAACAGUUCAGCCAGGAGAAGCAGGCGGUUCUGGGCGCUUUGGCCAAAAAGGCCCACUUGACCGAGCAGACCUUCAACAAAGCCCCCGGGAUCCACUGCAACCCCGUCCAGGGAGCCAUGUACGCCUUCCCUCGCAUACAGCUCCCACCUCGGGCCGUCCAGGAAGCAAAGGCGCAAGGCCAGGCUCCGGACAUGUUCUUCUGCCUCCGGCUCCUGGAAGAGACCGGGAUCUGCGUGGUUCCUGGAAGCGGCUUUGGGCAGAAAGAAGGGACCUUCCACUUCAGAAUGACCAUCUUGCCUCCGAUGGAAAAACUGGAGGUCGUCUUGCAGAAGCUGAGCCAAUUCCACGCCAAGUUCACCCAGGAAUAUUCACAGCCCCAGAAUGAGGCGGCGAGGACGUCCAAGAAGGCCGGCCAGUAAUGGCACAAUGGUGUUGGCGUGGGAGCUUGAAUCACAUUCUGUGCCCAAGUCAUUGCUCAUUGAAAGACUCAAGCAGGAGGCAUAUCCUGGUUGGCUGGACAUUUGACCCAGAAGGGCACCACCAGGACCAGCUCCAUCGUCCACUUCUGAGCAACAUCUCAUGGGGACCCUUUGGGCCACAGCAGAGGCUAUUGCCUGACCUAGUGUCCACAGAACAAACAUCCAUCUUCCUUCUCAUUUCUCCCUGGUUGUCUAGGUUAUUUAGAGGUUCAAGUGGGAGGCACAUGCCAAUGGCUUGGACAUUUGACCCAGAAGGCCCUGCUCCAUUGUUCACUUCCAAGCACCAUCAGACAUCUCAAGGAUGCCCCUCCAGCCAUGGCAGUUCCCAGUGCCCAACACAGAAAGAACCAGUUGAUGCACCCAUCAUCCACUUCAUGAGUGACAUUUACUGCAGCCAAGCCCAGUGACCACCACCCUGCCCAUAGAAAGACGACCCAUCUUCCUUCCCAUUCCUGCCAUGCCAACGGUGCAGUCACCAUGCCAGUCAACCCUCCCAUAUUCAAAUAGGAAACACAGACCAGUUGGCUGGCUCCAUCGUCCACUUCAGAGCAACAUCCCAUGGGUUUGACCAUAGUAGAGUCUAGCAUCCGCCACGGUCCCCACAGAAAGAGCCCACCCAGAAGGACACGGUCAGGACUGGCUCCAUCGGCCACUUCCAAGCAUUGUCUGACAUCCCAUGGGCCCCACUGGCCACAGCAGAGCCUAUAAUGUCCAACACAGAAAGAACCAAGUUGUCCAUCCAUUGUCCAUCCCUUUCCCAAAAUGCUAAUGGUGCAACUGUCAUUGCAUCCAUCUCUUUCCCAGUCAGCUGUCACCUUUAAAACUUCAAACAGAAGACAUGUGUCAAUUGCACCAUCUAACAUCUCAUGGACGUUCCUUUGGCCAUAGCAGAGGCCAGUGCCCACCACAAAGACCAUAGAAGGAGCAAACCCAGGAAACCAAGGUCAGGACUGGCUCUAUCGUCCACGUACAAGCACCAUCUAACAUCUCAUGGACGUUCCUUGGGCCACAGCAGAGGCCAGUGCCCACCACAAAGACCACAGAAGGAGCAAACCCAGCAAACCAAGGUCAGGACUGGCUCUAUCGUCCACUUACAAGCACCAUCUAACAUCUCAUGGAUAUUCCUUUGGCCAUAGUGCCCACCACAGUGUCCAUAGAAGGAGCAAAUCAAGGAAACCAAGGUCAGGACUGGCUCUGUUGUCCACUUCCAGCAUCAUCUAACAUCUCAUGGACAUUCCUUUGGCCAUAGCAGAGGCCAGUGCCCACCACAGUGCCCAUAGAAGGAGCAAACCCAGCAAACCAAGGUCAGGACUGGCUCUAUCGUCCACGUACAAGCACCAUCUAACAUCUCAUGGACGUUCCUUGGGCCACAGCAGAGGCCAGUGCCCACCACAAAGACCACAGAAGGAGCAAACCCAGCAAACCAAGGUCAGGACUGGCUCUAUCGUCCACUUACAAACACCAUCUAACAUCUCAUGGAUAUUCCUUUGGCCAUAGUGCCCACCACAGUGCCCAUAGAAGGAGCAAAUCAAGGAAACCAAGGUCAGGACUGGCUCUGUUGUCCACUUCCAGCAUCAUCUAACAUCUCAUGGACGUUCCUUUGGCCAUAGCAGAGGCCAGUGCCCACCACAGUGCCCAUAGAAGGAGCAAACCCAGCAAACCAAGGUCAGGACUGGCUCUAUCGUCCACGUACAAGCACCAUCUAACAUCUCAUGGACGUUCCUUUGGCCACAGCAGAGGCCAGUGCCCACCACAAAGACCAUAGAAGGAGCAAACCCAGAAAACCAAGGUCAGGACUGGCUCUAUCGUCCACUUACAAGCACCAUCUAACAUCUCAUGGAUAUUCCUUUGGCCAUAGUGCCCACCACAGUGCCCAUAGAAGGAGCAAAUCAAGGAAACCAAGGUCAGGACUGGCUCUGUUGUCCACUUCCAGCACCAUCUAACAUCUCAUGGAUGUUCCUCUGGCAACAGCAGAGGACAGUGUCCACCACGGUGACACAGAAAGGCUGCCAUCCCAUUGUCCAUUUCAGAGUACCAUCUAAGAUCUCAUAAAGACCUCUUUGGUCACAGCAGAGCUCAGUGGUCAGCAUGUUGCCCAUAGAAAGAACUAGGCUUUCCAUGAGUCAUCUUCCUUCCCAUGAUGCCAAUGGUGCAAUCACCCGUUGCCUUUAAAGGUCCAAGCAGCUGGCUGGACAUAUGACCAGAAGAGUAUGGUCCAUGGUCUACUUCCUAGCAUCAUCUGCAAUCAUCUCAUCUGUCACCCUUAAAGGUCCAAGCAGCUGGCUGGACAUAUGACCAGAAGAACAUGGUCCAUCAUCUACUUUCUAGCAUCAUCUGCAAUCGUCUCUUCUCAAUUAUCUAUCACCUUUAAAGGUCCAAGCAGCUGGGAGUCCAAGGCCUUUAUGGAUGCGUGUUGCCAUCCAUGGUGACCCCAAAGAAUGAGAGAAGUAACCUCCGGGAGUGGGGUGGUGGUCUUGUAGGGUUUGCUCCAAGGUGGUCUUCCAACAUGGACAUAAGGACUCGGGUGCUGUCCUUUCCUCCUCCUGACAUCUGAAUUUCUGUGACGGACAAAACAAGAUCAAUAAAACCCACUUAGUGGACACAAACGGA